GUCAUUCAGGCAAUACAAAGUUCUCAAAGUUCGAAUUUCGAUAUUUGAAUUCGAAUAAUGGCGGCUAAUUUGUUUGUAACUUCUGUAUUAUUACAUUAAUCAAUCGCUGUAUCGAUCAAACAAACUCGUAACAUUUUACGAAUCGUUUAUUAUAGAAUAUUAUUUUUUAUUACUUGCUGGUACAAGUGUUCUACAUUAUGGGAGAACAAAUAAAAGUUCCUGGUUAUAUGGCUCAGCUGUUGGAGGAACUAGGCUGGAAUCAAGGAACAAAAAUUCCUCUAGCAAAUCCAAAUAAUCAAAAUUUAGAGACUUUGUUAAUUACCAAGCAAAAUGAAAUACAAAAGCUGAAAGAGUCUCUUAUUCUACAGAACCAAAAACGUGAAGAUUUAUCUAAAUAUAAAGAUUAUAUUCAUUCUGAAUAUCAAGAAAAUAGUAGACUCCUGUUUGCACAUAAGCAGCAGCUGGAACAAGAAGUCAAGUUAAAACAGCUGUCUUGUAAUGAAGCUGAUCGUCUCGACAGGGAUGUUGUAGACAACAAUAAACAGAGCAAGGAUAUAAAUGGGCGUAUUGAUCGACUGCAAAUCAAUAUUGCAAGACUUUUGAAGAAAGCAGACUCUCUCAAAAGUGAGGUAUGUGGGGAGCGUGGAGCCCUACAAGAGUGGCGUGCAGCUCUUGAAAGAAAUGCUGGAGACAUUACAGCUAUAGAGCAGUUUACUAAGCAAGACCUUUCUAAAGCUAAGGCGUUGGAAACAAAGAGACAAAAACUAAAAGUGGAACAUGAUCGCGUACACGAUAGACUCAGUCAACUGGUUUCCAACCUCAAUGCAGAAGAAAGAGCGUGUGAGAGAAUAUCUUUGCAGGUGAUGGAGGGAAUGGAACAAAGGAAGCAGAUGAUGACGAUGUGGGCAAAUGCCGUUGAGAAUUUGAGGCAGCGUGACACAGACAUCAGACAUAUUAGAGAGGACUAUGAUGUCUUGGAGGCAGAAGCUAACAACAUUGCGGAGCAAUGUCGGGAACAACAAACAUUUUGCGACCAGCAGCGUGGUAACAAUGCGGACGCUGAUCGCGACAACAUGUCGCUCGCACAACAACUCAGCAAUGUCAGGAUGGCCUUCCAACGGAUCACUGAUUACAAUAUGACUUUGGACAGUGAUGUGCAUUGUUUACAACGAGAGCUAAGUAACAUGCGCGGCACAUCAGAGAAGCUUCACAUGGAAAACCGGCAAAUAAUGGAUGAUCAACAUCGUAAAGAUAUCUUACUGCAAGCAAUUGUUAACAAGAUACGAGAUCUAAAAGAGAAAUUAACAGAUUCACUGGACAGGUCUAAGUCGUCCGAAAAAAGAGCCAAGGAACUAGAGGAUAUGUUGAAUGAAGAGGAGCGUUAUGCCAGUCAAAUGACAGUGAACCAACAGCGCGCAAUGCAUUGCUCGUUUGUUGAACAACAGAAAUUACUGUCUCUUAAGAAUGAAGAGAAACUAUUCCAUAUGCAACUUAAAGCUUCGAAGGCUACAAUGAGCAAAUUGGACACGAAGCAGCGCGACGUGCAAAGAAAUUUGCAGAGUCAAAAGGAGUCUUUAUAUGCCGUUUGUUAUCAAGUGGAGACUAUUGGAUCUCGCGUAUCUCAUAUGGAAGGUGCACAAGCGGAACGUGAAUGCUCCGCGGAGUUGGUAGACAGGGAGAACAGGUUGAAGGGCGUGUGCGCCCGGCAUGCGGCACGCGUGGCAUUGCUCGAGCGACAUUCGGCGCGGCUGUUGGAUGACAUGCGGCGGCUCGCACGUGACCUGGAGACCAAGAGUGCCUACCACGACAAGUUGCGAAGUCGUCUGAAGUCGUCGAUGCUGAAUGUGGAAGGUGGUGAUAAAGAUUUGCGUGCAUCUCGCGACGCAUGGCGGCGGUCUCGUGUCGAGGAAGCGCUUAUGAGACUACGGGUCGCACAGGCGGAACGCGCACUCGCUGGUCUCGACGAUGCCGCCUAUACUAUUGACAAACAGCGAUUGCAACUUGAUGCGGCAAUGAACGAGCGGCUAGUAGAAAUAUCAGCGCGCCGAGACAUGUUCAAUAUACAGAAGCGCACCUUAGUUGAGGACUGCGGCAAGUUGCGAAGCGAAAUUAAGGAACGAGAACAACGGAUAGAACAACUUAAAAAGAGAUAUGACAUAUAUAUUGGGUCUCUCGGAAAAGACGACUGUGGACAGCAGCUAUCUGUGACCUUCUUUAAAGUCAAGUUCGCAGCUGAGCGAGCAGAGCUGCGCGCGCGAGGUGCCGCAUUGGACGUGGAGCUGGAGCGGCGAGCACGCGACCUGGCCGCGCUGGAGGCCACGCUGCGAGUGGUACACGCCGCGCACGGACGCUUCGUGCAGGCCGUCGCGCCCCUGCCCGCCCACACGCCUGAAAUAGAAGAAUUGAACGGCCUGACGAAACAAUACUACGAAAUGCGGGACGAGCUUAAAGAAUUAAAUACGGAGAUCGCUGCGCUGGAGCAGGCGAUCAGCGAUUCAAACUCCCGCCUUACGAUGCUUUCAGACAAGUGCAAGCAACUCACCGCAAGAGAAGCCGAGACUGAAAAUGAAUUGGAGAGCGCAAGGGAGCGCAUGACGAGACAGGAAAUUCGGCUGCAGAAUGCACGAGAGGUUGUCAGGCACAACGCUAGGAGGGCGCAGAAACUCGUUGAGGGAGUCGACGACUGGCGGAUUUUCCAAAUGGCACUACGGGUGCGCGACUAUGCAGAAGCUGCGCAGACAGCGAUGCAAUCGCUGGGCGAGCUGUGCUCGGCAACUGACCAGCAGUACUCGCGCUUUGCAGCGCUACUCGCCUCCACUGACUUGCAGCGACACCUAUCGCCACACCAGCGACGUCUGAACAUAUUUAUACAACGAGUUUUAACAGACACUGCAUCGAGCCAGCACAAAGAGGCCGGAGGAGUUGAAUUGGAUGAUUCUGUUUUUUCCUCAUCAAGUGAGUCGACGAAGAGCGGCAUAAGUAUUGCUAGUGGGUAUACGAAGAGAAUAUCAGCAUUCCGGAGAAGCCUCGCUCCUAAAGUACAAGAAAGCGCUCUGAUUGAUGACAUCCAUGAACAAGCUCGCAGAUCGACGGUAUCGCUUCGUGUAGUAACCCUCGGGAUGGAAGACUCAUUUUCGAUGGGAUCUGGUACUAGUAACAAAUCGCGCAAGUCUACGCGAUGAUAACUCGAGGAAACCUCUCGCUUCGACAUUUUGAACAAUGACGUAAUAAAAUUAUUUUGUUCAUCUAUGUAUAGGAUAGUGUACAAGAGAUUGAGAACGCAUGUUUUUGUAAACAUAAUUAAUGUUUGAAUAGACAACAUGGUAUUUAAAAAUGUACUAUAAACUUUUUAAAGGAUUUGUAUAACAUAUACAUUAAAUUUUCUACCUAUCUAAAGAAUUUAAUUGAAUCUGAUUUAAACAAAAUUAUUUAUGGAACAAACUGAACAAAAUAAAAAGUGCAAAGGUCAUCGUAGGAGUCAGUGCAAUGUCGUCUGCGUUCUGUCUUAUCUACUUUGACUGCUAGCAAC
Molecule: messenger RNA, 3529 nt
Organism: Achroia grisella
Lineage: Eukaryota; Metazoa; Arthropoda; Insecta; Lepidoptera; Pyralidae
Gene: Ccdc39
Product: coiled-coil domain-containing protein 39
Exons: 24
Coding region: 198-3182 (994 amino acids)
Biological process (GO): inner dynein arm assembly; cilium-dependent cell motility; cilium movement
Cellular component (GO): axoneme
Source: RefSeq, a predicted model, not a curated record